This is a messenger RNA of Closterium sp. Yama58-4, 3138 nucleotides long. The record is from the annotation of a GenBank genome assembly. Lineage: Eukaryota; Viridiplantae; Streptophyta; Zygnematophyceae; Desmidiales; Closteriaceae.
AUGUUCCGGCGCUACAGCCUGGCAGAGGUGCUACAGGCGACAGACAGCUGGGCGAGCUACAACCACCUGGGCAGCGGGGGCUACGGGGACGUGUACAAGGGGGUUCGUCCCCCCUGUCAACCGCUUAUGAGUCAAACCAUGCCUCUCCGUUUCCCUACCACGUCCCCCCACCAGUCCCAGGCCUGUUCCGGCGCUACAGCCUGGCAGAGCGGAGGAGGCGGGAUGGUGGGGGAAGGCGGAGGAGCAGGCGUGGCAGGAGAGGGCGCACGAGGGAGUGUGAAGGAGAGUGUGAGAGGGAGUGUGGGAGCGAGUGGGAGGGGAAGUGGGAGGGGAAGCAGUUGGGGGAGUAAGAGGGGGGGGAGUGGAGAGGGGGAGGUGGGGAUUACAGUGGAGGCUGGGGAGCCGCAGGAGCAGAUCAUCAUAUACGAGUUCAUGGAGAACGGGGAUUUGGAGCGCGUGUUGAAAAACCUUGCCUCACAGCCUGUCAGUCUGCAGCAGCGGCUGGAGAUGAUGAUAGGAGCAGCGAGGGGCCUGGAGUACCUGCACAGCUUCUCAAUGGUUCAUCGGGACGUGAAGCCAGCCAAUAUCCUCCUGGAUGGCAACUGGCAGGCCAAGAUAGCUGAUUUCGGGCUGACCAAGAUGGGAGAGGGCAACGCGUACAACCCUCAGGACUCCACUAGAGUGCUCGGCACGCCGGGCUAUGUGGACCCUGUCUACGGUCGCACCCGCAAGGCCACCCCUGCAAACGACGUGUUCAGCUUCGGCAUCGUGAUGCUAGAGCUUCUGACGGGACGAAGGGCCAUUGUGUCGGUGUCUAAGGAUGACGAUCCAAUCAACAUCAGCAAAUGGGUAAUGGGUCAACCAGCUGCCCCCUUAGUGGAACGUGGGGACGUAGCUGCAUUCAAGGACCCUCACCUGGACGCUCCUGAUGAUGUCAUUCUACGGCUUGCACGCCUCGCCAUGAAAUGCACAGCAACCCCAGCUAUGUCCCGGCCCCGGAUGGUGAAGAUAGUUGCAGAUCUUGAAGGGAUUAAGGAGGAGCUGUUCAAGUAUGGCACGAUGAUGUUCGAAGAGGAGCCUGCAGUGCUGAAUCAGUCGUUGACUCAAGUUAUCUCACAGCAUUCGCUUCCGUCGCCGCACGGAAGUUCUUACUCGCUCCCUCUUCUCGUUUGCUCUCGCCCCCUGCGACAGCAAACGCUCGAGCUGCGCUCAGUCGCGGCCUGCCGUGUUCGUCUCUUCGCGAACUUGACGACAACCGUCACCCGGGACCAAACAACCGCCAAGAUGUGCGGAAUUCUCGCGGUUCUUGGAGCUGCUGAUGCGUCGGCUCGCACCCGAGCAAAGGUCCUCGAGUGCACCGCCAGGCUGCGCCACCGUGGACCCGACUGGAGUGGUGUGCACACGUUCGGCAACAACUUCCUCGCGCACGAACGGCUAGCCGUCAUCGACCCGGCAUCCGGCCACCAGCCGUUACGCAACGAAGACGGCAGCAUCGUGGUGGCCGUCAACGGCGAAAUCUACAACUACCAACAGCUCAGGGACGAGCUCAAGGACCGCCACAAGUUCAACACCGGCAGCGACUGCGAAGUCAUCGCGCAUCUCUAUGAAGACAUGGGAGAGCAAGCCGUUCAGAAGCUGGACGGAAUCUUCGCGUUCGUGUUGCUCGACACCAAAGACGGCUCGUACAUCGCGGCGCGGGACCCCAUCGGCGUGUGUCCGCUCUACAUCGGCUGGGGCCGCGACGGCUCCAUGUGGUUCGCAUCGGAAAUGAAGGCUCUUAAAGACGACUGCGAGCGCUUCGACACGUUCCCGCCGGGCCAUAUCUACUCUAGCAAAGACCACAAGCUCCGUCGCUGGUACAACCCCGCGUGGUACGACGAGCACAUCCCCUCCGCGCCGUACGACCCGCUCGCGCUGCGCGCCGCGUUCGAGAAGGCCGUCGUGAAGCGGCUGAUGACGGACGUGCCGUUCGGCGUGCUUCUAUCGGGGGGCCUCGACUCCUCGCUCGUCGCCGCCGUUGCGCAGCGCCAUUUGGCGUCUACCGAAGCGGGAAAGCAGUGGGGACCGCAACUCCACUCCUACUGCAUCGGCCUCGAGAAUGCACCUGACCUGCGGGCAGCGAAAGAAGUCGCGGAUUACAUCGGCACGAACCACCACGAGCUACACUUCACUGUACAAGAGGGCAUAGACGCGAUUUCCGAAGUGAUUUACCACACGGAAACCUACGACGUCACCACAAUCCGCGCCAGCACGCCCAUGUUUCUGCUGAGCCGCAAGAUCAAGGCGCUGGGGGUGAAGAUGGUGCUAUCUGGGGAAGGCAGCGACGAGGUGUUUGGAGGGUACCUCUAUUUCCAUAAGGCUCCGAGCAAGGAGGACUUUCACGUGGAGACUUGUCACAAGCUCAAGGCGCUCCACAUGUACGAUUGCCUGAGGGCCAACAAGGCCACGUCAGCAUGGGGGCUGGAGGCGCGUGUUCCCUUUCUUGAUAAGGAAUUCCUUGACGUGGCAAUGAGCAUUGAUCCUCAGUAUAAGAUGAUUCGCAAAGAGGACGGCCGCAUUGAGAAGUGGGUUAUCCGACGGGCCUUUGACGACGAGGAGAAGCCGUACCUCCCCAAGCAUAUCCUCUACAGGCAGAAGGAACAAUUCUCUGAUGGCGUGGGGUACAGCUGGAUCGACGGUCUCAAGGCACAUGCCGAAAGGAUGGUGUCGGAUCAAAUGAUGGCCAACGCUCCCAACCUCUUCACGCACAACACUCCCAAGACCAAGGAGGCCCUGUUCUACCGCCUCAUCUUCGAAAGGCAUUUCCCCCAGCUGUCCGCUCGCCUCACUGUCCCUGGAGGCCCCAGCGUCGCCUGUAGCACGGCAGCGGCUGUAGCAUGGGAUGCUGCCUGGCAAGGCAACAUGGACCCAUCUGGCCGUGCUGCUCUGGGCGUGCACGCUGCUGCUUAUAACGAGGAUGCAUGUGGUAACCAGAAGGCCGGUAACCGUGUGACGACGUGCGUGGAGCAGGCUGGAGUGGUGGUGGGGGGUGGGAGCAGUGGGAAGAGGAGUCAGGGGGGGGAGGAGGGGCAGCAGCCUGAGUCGCCUCCCAAAAAGAAAAAGACAGAUCUCGUGAUGCCGUAUCUGGCUGUAGCAUGA